Molecule: messenger RNA, 2832 nt
Organism: Danio aesculapii
Lineage: Eukaryota; Metazoa; Chordata; Actinopteri; Cypriniformes; Danionidae
Product: adhesion G protein-coupled receptor E5-like
Biological process (GO): cell surface receptor signaling pathway; adenylate cyclase-activating G protein-coupled receptor signaling pathway
Cellular component (GO): membrane
Molecular function (GO): G protein-coupled receptor activity; calcium ion binding
Source: RefSeq, a predicted model, not a curated record
AUGACUGAUGUUUGCUGGUUUGCACUGAAUCACAGUUCUAAUGUUCAUUUUCAAACUAUAUAUUUGCUAGUAAUUGUAUUUUCAAGAUCUGAGGUAAAUCUAUCUGCUGCAGCUUUCGGUAUGGUUUAUAAAUGUCAUGUAAAUCGGUAUUCAAUCUCGGUCGCGUUUAUCAGUGAAUAAAGCACAGAAUCAGCGCUGCAUCACGUGUAGUUAGGACAUGAUGUAAUGCGGUAACAUAACAAAAUGUGGAAAAAGUGGAGCACUGAACACUUUCAGGAUGUAUGAUUCAUACUAAAACAACUUUCUGUCAGGUGUUCGGUGUCUUCAACUUUAUACUGUGUCUUCAGAUAUUACUACUCAACCAGGUUUAGAGAUGACCUCGAUCCCGACUGACUCCAAACAAUGUCAAGAUAUUGAUGAGUGUUCAGAAACUCCAGAUAUUUGUGGCACAAACGGAGACUGCAUCAAUUAUCUAUGUGGCUUCAUCUGCACAUGCCAGGAGGGCUACACAUACUACCAAUCAAAUUAUAAUCCAAUUCACCUACCUCGACUAUGCCCUGAAAAAAAAAUGGACUGUGAUCAGUUUAAUUCUAAGCCUGAUGAAGACCACACACCAGAAAAGAUGAAUCAGAUGAUGUCUCUGCUGAAGGACAGCUGCGAGUCUCUGAAUGGUCGUAGAAAACAUUUCAAUGCAGAGGAGCUACUGGAGAGCUUGUGCAAUUCCACUGAUGAUCUGCUGUUGGAGGGAAAAGUCGCUGACAGUGAGAAUCUGAGUGUAUUUCUGGACAUGGUGGAGAACAGCAUGCGUCUGAUUGGUCCUCAGCUGAAAGAGCCUGUUACCAAAAUGGAGACACAAAAUACCUAUGCUGAGGUUGUGGCCACACGGAAUGAGACUCCGCCCAGCGGGACUGUCACUCUGAGCACAGACUCCGCCCUUUUCAGCACCAGCUGGGAAUCAGUUGUUGGCAAUUCAUAUUCAGGCUUCGCAUUUGUGGCGCUGAUCAGUUAUAAAGAUAUGAACUCAUCCAGUGAUCUGUCUCACAAGACGAGCAGAACAUUACAAGAGGAUAACAGAAAGAGAUUGCAUGUGGACAAGAAAAAAAUCACUUACCAGCUCAACUCAAAGGUGGUGACGGCUGUCGUCAGUAAUCCAGACACCAAAAAGCUGUCUGAUGUGAAGCUCAUAUUUUUGCAUGAGGAGGAGAGGGCAGAGUCUGGGGGUGUGGCUUACACCUGUGUGUACUGGAAUGAAUCUGAGAGAGCGUGGUCUGGGCGGGGCUGUUUGAGGGAGUGGUCUAACAGCACUCAUACAGUGUGUCACUGGUCUCACCUCAGUAGUUUCGCUGUGCUGAUGGCGCUCUAUCCUAUCCAGGACACUUUUGCAUCGGUUCUGAUAACGCGUGUGGGUUUAUUUCUGUCUCUGCUCUGUUUAUUCCUCUGUAUCCUGACCUUCUGCUUCUGCCGCUCAAUCCAAGGCACCCGGAACAGCAUCCACCUCCAUCUGAGCGUCUGCCUCUUCAUCGCAGACCUCGUCUUCCUCUGGGGGAUCUCCAGCACUCACAAUCAGGUGGCGUGUGCGAUUGUGGCCGGUCUGCUCCACUUCUUCUUCUUGUCUGCGUUCUGCUGGAUGCUGCUGGAGGGGGUUCAGCUCUACCGGAUGGUUGUUCUGGUUUUUCACACCACAUUAAAACAGCUGUACAUGUAUGCGGUGGGAUACGGAGUCCCUCUCGUCAUCGUCUCCAUCUCUGCCAUCGCCUUUCCAAAGGGAUACGGCACAAACAAACACUGUUGGCUUUCCCUCCAGGGUUAUUUAAUCUUGAGUUUCUUCGCACCCGUCUGCAUCAUUGUCAUCCUCAACAUUAUUGUCUUCAUCAUCACUGUGUGGAAACUGGCCCAAAAGUUCUCCAGCCUCAACCCAGACCUCUCCAAACUCCACAAGAUCAGGAGUUUUUUGGCGACCGCAGUGGCUCAGCUGUGUGUUCUUGGAGGAUCCUGGGUUUUCGGUUUUUUCCUCUUCCAGAAAAACGGCACUGAGGUCAUGUUGUACCUCUUCAUCAUCCUCAACAGCCUCCAGGGGAUGCUGAUCUUCAUCAUGCACUGCCUGCUGUCUAAACAGGUGAGAGUGGAGUAUCGCAGUCUGUUUGUGCGGAUGUGUCCUUAUAAGAAGAAAGGACAAUACACUGUCAGUACAGAGCCGUCCCACAGCAGUCAGAAACGUCUACAGAGAGAUCAGAGCACAGGAGAGUCACAGUUGUGAAGCUCUUUUCAAGUCCUGGUGGAUUUUUAUUAACUAUUGUACACACCAAGUCUUUCUGUGACAAAUAAAGAGGUUUUACAGGGAUAGAAGUGGUUCAUCAUUCAGAUUUCAGUCUUAAAACAUCCGUGUUUUGGUAUCUUUGGCUUUGCUUGGUUUGUGUGCAAGUGAAUUUAUAUGAUUUUAGAUUAUGCAAAAAGCUGCUUCUUUGAAAUGAUGUUGUAUUGCAAUGAGGCAGGUCUUAUUUUAAUAGUCACUACAGCUGUGAAAAGCUUCAAAAUCCCUUCAACUAUGGAAAAUGAACAGGGUUCAGAGUUCACUAAUGAGAGCUUUGGAAUUUAUAUCUAAUCAGAGAGAAUGUUGUAAUAUAUGAUGUUAAAUAUAUGUUGCUUGCCUGCUUUAUGUCCUACACUCUAAAAGAAUGCUGGGUUGUACUAACCCAACGUUUGGGCAAAUUUGUACAAACUCAAUGUGGUGCUAAUAUUUUUUUAGUAAUUUAAAGGACUUUUUUUUAACCCAACUGUUGGGUUUGUAUAUUUUUGACUUGGGUUGAGUUAAAGUAUCCCUGCAUUUUGCUG